AUGACCUCCAGUAAAGACAUGAAGGCAGGUUCUGUGUUGCAGUCCAGCAGCGAAGAGAGGAGGCGGGCUCCCUUGGACCAGCUCCCGCCGCCAGCCAACUCAAACAAGCCUUUAACGCCUUUCAGCAUUGAGGAUAUUCUAAACAAACCGUCGGUUAAAAAGUCGGUCGCCAGUAUCUGUCCGCCGAGAGUGUUGGAGAAAGUGACGGGCUCCAACUCGGCGCGGAACGGGAUCACCACUCCCUCGUCGCCGCUGUGCGCACUGGAGGAACUGGCCAGUAAAACAUUUAAAGGUCUGGAAGUCAGCGUUAUCCAGGCGGCAGAAGGUCGUGAGCAUCUAAACGCUUUCGGCCAAAGACAGACGUCGAAAAAGAGGAGAAAGUCACGGACGGCCUUCACGAACCACCAGAUUUAUGAACUGGAGAAGAGAUUUUUGUAUCAGAAGUACCUUUCUCCGGCCGACCGUGACCAGAUUGCGCAGCAGCUGGGUCUCUCCAACGCGCAGGUCAUCACCUGGUUCCAGAACCGCAGGGCCAAACUCAAGCGGGACCUGGAGGAGAUGAAAGCGGACGUGGAGUCACUAAAGAAAAUCACCCCACAGACCCUGCAGAAGCUGGUCACCAUGGACAAUAUAGACGAUCCCCAGGGUGGAGACCCAGGGGCGAGAUCACCCAGUAUCUCCCCGACCUCCCAAGGACACCGGGCCUUCCCACAGUCCCCCUCCUCGUCCAGAGACCAAACCACGGAUGAAUUCUCGGAGGACGACGAGGAAAUAGAAGUGGACGAUUGACAGUCAGGUGGCGUGAGAUUUUCAUAACCAACAACAAAAAAGAGUAUUAAAAUGGGGGCAUUUUUCUUCCCAAACUUUUGCACGGAUAUUGUCAAAAAGGAGAAUAUAUACAUAUAUAAACAUUUCUGGAUUUUUUCCCCUCCUCCUUUUCUCAAUUUUAAUUUAUUAUUUGGACUUGUAAAACCACCAGUGUUCACCGAAAUAUUUGAGGAAUAUCUGGUUUCCUUCAGACAGACCCAACAGUUAUGGUACAGGAAGACUGAAAACUUGUCUAAACAUUUUUUUUUUUUUUUUAAGUAUUUUACAGUCGUUUAAAGAAGGGGUUGGAGAU
Sphaeramia orbicularis (orbiculate cardinalfish) is the source of this 1120-nucleotide messenger RNA. RefSeq names its product ladybird homeobox 2 (gene lbx2). Gene Ontology annotation, biological process: regulation of transcription by RNA polymerase II. Gene Ontology annotation, cellular component: nucleus. Bases 1 to 789 code for a protein of 262 amino acids. Lineage: Eukaryota; Metazoa; Chordata; Actinopteri; Kurtiformes; Apogonidae. The transcript has 2 exons. The record is from RefSeq and is a predicted model, not a curated record. Gene Ontology annotation, molecular function: DNA-binding transcription factor activity, RNA polymerase II-specific; sequence-specific double-stranded DNA binding.